Molecule: messenger RNA, 672 nt
Organism: Entrophospora sp. SA101
Lineage: Eukaryota; Fungi; Glomeromycota; Glomeromycetes; Entrophosporales; Entrophosporaceae
Source: the annotation of a GenBank genome assembly
AUGAGUAAUAUUUUAUCUGAAAAUAAUAACCUUUUUGACAAAACCCACCCAGAAUUAUCAGAAUUAAAUGAAGAAUUCCAAGAACUUCAAAAUAAUUUUAUUUCUCCUUUGGAUAUUCAAGCAGAAGAUAUCAUUGGCAUUGAUGAGACUGAUGAGUCAGAAGUUUCUGAUGAUGAACUUGAUAACACAAAUGGUAGUAUUUUUUCAGAUUUAGAAAUUCAAAAAUUUAGAAAUAUUUAUUGCAAAAAUUCAGUUGAAAUAGAUUCUGAUGAAUUAGUAACAACACAAGAAAAAAUAGAUCAAAAAAAUGAAGAAUCAAAAGCUUAUAUUUUAAAUAUAUUAAAAACAAAAUGUUGUAAUAAAGAUUGUUUAACAAAUAUUGAUCAAGAAAGUGCUAUAUUAAGAUAUAAAAAUUAUAACAAUUUAAAUAAGAAUGAACAAAAUAUAUUUUUAUUGGGGGUUGUCUCAGCUUCAAUAAAGAAUCCAAUGAAUACAAUCAAUAAUUAUAUGACAUUAAAAUAUAUUUAUGAUGGAGAUGAAUUGGAAACAAAGGAGCCAAUAGGAUUAACCCCAACUAGACAGUGGUAUUUGUAUGAUGAAAUACGAGACUUUGUGCAAAAUCCUAUUAAAAAAGAUAUCAUUUGUCCAGAACCCACUGUAGCUAGACCAUGA